AUCGUUAUCAAGAUAAGACAAUCGUGCGCAAUUUUACGUACGUAGAAAACACGUGCAAUAGCAUAUUUGCGACACAUUCGACAGCUUUGUCUGCCUUUUGUAUUUUUACGCUGAUUUAUCCUCUUCGUAAGCUUCGCACGCGCAAAGUUGUCGGUUUAAUUCGACGGCGUUAAACGAUGGAAAUCAAGCAAGUUUUUCUGAAAACACGCGCUGAAUUUGGCAAGCAGUGUAUCUUCGAUGUGCACGGUCCGCAUUUGGACCUGGAGAUUAAAUCGGAUCCUGACGCUAUGGCCAAUUAUGUAACAAAGACUUACUGCAAUGUCAACGUGCAAUUUACUAAACAGUUAGCACUGCAUGAGGCCCAGACUGUUGGCGUUCAUUCAAAAAACAGCGGAAUGUUUCACUUCGAAGGUGGCUGGCCGAAAGAAAUCAAUCCGAAAGACGAAGAGACUACAGCGAGGUUUCGCAGACGAGUCGAAAAAGACGAUGAAUGGGCAUCAAAAUUACGAAAUUUAUUCAAACAAACGGAACACAAUCUUCUCCAAAACGGCGCGCUUAACAUAUACGAGAACUAUUUCGACGACAUGAUUCCCAGCGAAUUAGUGAAACCUCGUAGCACCAGGAUAGUAAAUGUCUACGAGGAUCCUCAAAAGCCGACGAGAUCGGUAAACAACAUUUCGUGGUCGCCAGAUACCGGCAGUAAAAUGGCGAUCUCGUACUGCUCCUUUGGAAUCGAGCCAGAUUACAGCAAAAUUGCGUACAUAUGGCAGAUCGACGAUCCUAAUAAACCGUGGAUGACACUGGAGGCUCCGUCUGCUACGGUGGUCAACGAGUUUAAUCCUCGUGAUCCUUCUGUACUUGUCAGUGGUCUGACGUCAGGCCAAGUUUGCAGUUGGGAUAUCAGGACUGGCACUACUCCUGUUCAAACGUCUCAUCGUCAAUUCAGUCAUAGAGAUUUCACGACAACGGUGAAGUGGAUCGCUACAAAGAGCAACACGGAGUUCUUCUCGGGCUCUACGGACGGUCGAGCUAUGUGGUGGGAUACCAGAAAGCUGCGAAGUCCGACCGAGAUUCUUGUAUUCGAUCUUCUGACACCUAACACACCGGUUAUGGAUCGAGCAAUCGGAGUUACAUCGGCCGAUUAUGAGCCUAGCGUGGGCACAAAGUUCAUGUUUGGUCUAGAGAACGGUAUUGUGAUUAGCGGUUCGAGAAAAGCGAAAACACCGGCUGAAAAAUUAGCUCUGCGAUUCGACGCUCAUUACGGCCCGGUUCUUUCCGUUGAUCGCAGUGGCUUUCAUCCAAAAAUUUUCCUCACUGUCGGCGACUGUACGGCCCGCAUCUGGACUGAAGAAACUAAAGACGACAGUCUCGUGACAACGAGAUUUAUAAGAGAAGAUCCUGUCCGUGGUUGUUGGAAUAAAGUGAGACAUUCAUUAUUUUAUGUGAUAACGCGUGUUGGUAUUCUAACAAUAUGGGAUCUUUUGAUGGGAUUACGGUAUCCAAUGCUAUCGGUAAAAUUGUGUAAGCAAAAAUUAACUGCGAUCGCGGCACACGAGACAGGCGCUUUAUUGGCCGUCGGAAAUUCGGUCGGUAUGGUUUAUCUCGUCGAGUCAACGGAAGCGUUAUACUCGUUCGAUAAAAAUGAACGGAAUGAUCUUAUGACGUAUCUGGAGACAGGGUCUCGUUUCGUGAAAACAGUUGAUACCCGAUUGAAAGAAAUAAAACUCCAGAAAUCUGAAAUAGAAGCGUCAGAAUCCAUAUUGGUAGACGCGAAAGAUAAGAAAAAAAACAAACAUAUAGUAAUCGAACACGAACAAAAACGAAAGAUGCACGAAAAACGAGAGAAAAGCAGAGUCGCGUCUAAAAGAAGAGUGAAGAAUGACGACGCCGAACUUCAUGAUGCCGAAGAGAGAUUCUUCGAGAUCGUCAAUCAAGAAAAACAGAAGUACACGGAAGAAAUUAAUGAUUUAAAUUCGUUCAAAGAGCAUCGUUCUAUGAAGAAACUCAGCAGUCGGAAGAUCGAAAAAGAUUGGCACGCGAUGAUAAACGAGGAAAGAGAAACCGCCGAGACGAAAGUGCUGGCCAAGAAAAUAUUCAACACGAAGAAGCCCGAGAUCGUGAUUCCUACGACGGAAAUAGCACAAGACGUUGAACAAGAGAAAGAAAUGACGGAAGAAUUCUUACCGCCGUUGGUGGAAACGGUCUUGGAAUAUCCUGCGAAGGAAAUUAGCAAAAGAAAACGUAGGAAAGUGAGAAAAAGAGUUCCGAAGAAAUGGCUGCGAAGGUUCGUUUUCAGGUUACCGAGACCGUGCAAAGUUGCUAUCUGCAAACCUGACGUUUGCUGUCGCGAAUUUCUCUCCGGAAAAUUAAAAAUUAGAUACAACGCACUCCCUUCACGUUUUAUCGAACAGGACAAAGUCGAUGAGAAAACGAGGUCAAGGAACGACGUCAGAACGAAGAUGUCGAUCGGAAGAAAAGACGAAAUGAGACGGAAGAAACGAGUGUCCUGGACGAAGCUUCUGCGCGCUCAUAAACGCGAGGAAAGAGUUCAUUCUCUUCAAAAGACGAUGUUGCUCGAGAAACUCGUGGAAGAUGCAACGAGAGCUAAAAGGGAAAUUCGAGAAGCCAACAAAGCGAGAAUGAAAACGAGAAAAUUCGUUCAGAAAGAUCGUAAAUGCAGUACCGUGACUGCGGAAAAAUCUCGACACACUCCGGAAUUGAAAAAGGAAGAUCUUGCCAAGGAGGUCACAAGCACGACGAAAAAGCUUCUCGCAACGAAGAAGAGAAGAAAGGUGCAUCAUAUGGCCGCCGUGAUAGAUCUUUGCGCUCCGGUAUGGAAACCAUCCUUACUCACGAAAGAUGUGGAGGCACUCAUCGGCGGUCCUUUGCUAGAAAAAUCGAUCAAGGAAAGAGAGAAACCGAGUAUAGCGUACUUGGAAAAAAUCGAAACUGCUCACACUAGAGUUCAUCCACAAAUUUUUAAUUUCCAUCGCGUCGAAUGAUGCAGUUGCAUUAUCCGAAGCGCAUUUUCUGAUUUUUUGAAAUCAGCGCUGUUUUAUGAUUUUUAAAGUUUGU
Messenger RNA from Pseudomyrmex gracilis, 3075 nucleotides. Its product is annotated as dynein intermediate chain 3, ciliary-like. The transcript is spliced from 11 exons. The record is from RefSeq and is a predicted model, not a curated record. Bases 177 to 3002 code for a protein of 941 amino acids. Gene Ontology annotation, cellular component: outer dynein arm. Gene Ontology annotation, biological process: outer dynein arm assembly; cilium movement. NCBI's taxonomy places the organism in Eukaryota, Metazoa, Arthropoda, Insecta, Hymenoptera, Formicidae. Gene Ontology annotation, molecular function: dynein light chain binding; dynein heavy chain binding.